Messenger RNA from Strongylus vulgaris, 219 nucleotides. Lineage: Eukaryota; Metazoa; Nematoda; Chromadorea; Rhabditida; Strongylidae. The record is from the annotation of a GenBank genome assembly.
AUGGUGAGAAAAGGUGGUCGCCUUGAGCGUCUUCAUAAGAGAACACUCUACGAAUGGAAAAAUGCCCAUCGUCCAACAAAGCAUCGCCAUCAUAGACACAAGCGUCGUCGUCACGAGCGAGAUGGUGGGAUGAGAAUUGAGCAUAUACUAGCACAAAUGGACUCAUUUGUUCGUCCACGAUUUGGACGAUCAGCAGGAUUUCUUCGAAUGCUUCCAUGA